AUGUCUGAUAAACCUGCCAUUCAAGAGGGUCGUUGCCAUGUCCGCUCCAUUAGUUUGCCUUCCCGAUCCCAUCCUAAUACUAUCAGAAUCGAAGAAGAGUUAAGCAGGAUUAGAGCUUGGGAGCAGUCAACAUUAAAAUCAGAUUUAGCCCAUCCAAAGGCAGAGUCAAUUUGUGCUGCUUUCUUGGGCCUUGCCGACUUGUACAAAUGCAUUGACGAGCUUCUUCAGAUGCCACAGACUCAACAGGGUCUGAUCCAAGAUCAAUAUCAGACAUGGGUGGAUGAGGUUUUAGACAGAUCCGUCACUUUGCUGGAUAUAGGCAGCACCUCAAGGGACAUCUUGUUGCAGAUGAAAGAAAAUGUAAAAGAUCUUCAGUCAGCUCUCCGCAGAAGAAAAUCUGAGGAGAGGGUAUUGGGUGAGAAGGUUGCCUCAUACACAUCCUUCAAGAAGAACAUGAAGAAGAAGGAUGUUAACCAAUGCCUUAAAAUGCUGAAACGCCUGGAUGAGAAAUGUGUAGCCUCUCCGCUCUUGGAUCAUGACCAUCACUCGGCGAAAGUGGUAAGGUUGAUAAGAGAAGUCAGCACUGUUUCGAUUUCUAUUUUCCAGGCUCUCUUGUCGUUCAUGUCCACACCGAUGUCGAAGCCAAAGGUCAGUAGAUGGCAAUUGGUAUCAAAGCUAAUGCAAAGGAGAGUAGUAACUUGUGACAAUCAAGAGGAGAAGAUGAAUGAGGUGACAUCUGUUGAUGAUGCACUCUUCGCCCUGUGUCGCAACACUUCAAGCAAAGAUGUAGAGGUCGAGCUGUUGGAAAUGACGCAGAAAAGGUUGAAUCAUCUGGAGGUCGGCCUUGAAAGACUUGAAGAAGGAUUAGACUGCUUGUUUAGAUGCCUCAUCCAGAGCAGAGUUUCGCUGCUUAACGCCCUCACUCGCUAG
Nelumbo nucifera (sacred lotus) is the source of this 930-nucleotide messenger RNA. RefSeq lists its product as uncharacterized. NCBI's taxonomy places the organism in Eukaryota, Viridiplantae, Streptophyta, Magnoliopsida, Proteales, Nelumbonaceae. The record is from RefSeq and is a predicted model, not a curated record. Gene Ontology annotation, biological process: root development; shoot system development.